AUGGAGAUGGAGAGCGCGGCGGCCUCCACACGUUUCCACCAGCCUCACAUGGAGAGGAAGAUGAGCGCGAUGACCUGUGAGAUCUUUAACGAGCUUAGACUGGAGGGCAAGCUCUGCGACGUGGUCAUCAAGGUCAAUGGCUUUGAGUUCAAUGCCCACAAGAACAUCCUCUGUAGCUGCAGUUCCUACUUUAGAGCUUUGUUUACAAGUGGCUGGAACAACACCGAAAAGAAGGUAUACAACAUUCCUGGCAUUUCCCCGGACAUGAUGAAGCUAAUUAUUGAAUAUGCAUACACCCGGACCAUCCCUAUCACGCCGGACAAUGUGGAGAAACUGCUGGCUGCUGCAGACCAAUUCAACAUCAUGGGUAUUGUUAGGGGUUGCUGUGAGUUCCUCAAGUCGGAGCUGUGUUUGGAUAACUGUAUCGGCAUCUGCAAGUUCACAGACUACUACUACUGCCCCGAGCUGAGGCAGAAGGCCUACAUGUUCAUACUGCACAACUUUGAGGAGAUGGUGAAAGUCUCGGCCGAGUUUUUAGAGCUCUCAGUCAGUGAACUGAAGGAUAUCAUUGAGAAAGACGAGCUCAACGUCAAACAAGAAGAUGCUGUAUUUGAGGCCAUUUUAAAAUGGAUUUCUCAUGACCCCCAAAACAGGAAGCAGCAUAUUUCAGUUUUGCUUCCCAAGGUUCGCCUGGCCCUAAUGCAUGCUGAGUACUUCAUGAACAAUGUUAAGAUGAACGACUACGUCAAAGACAGUGAGGAAUGCAAGCCAGUCAUCAUUAAUGCCCUAAAGGCCAUGUAUGAUCUAAACAUGAAUGGACCCUCCAAUUCUGACUUCACCAACCCACUCACCAGGCCCCGCCUGCCCUACGCCAUCCUAUUUGCAAUCGGUGGCUGGAGUGGUGGGAGCCCCACCAAUGCCAUUGAGGCAUAUGAUGCUCGGGCAGACAGAUGGGUGAAUGUCACUUGUGAGGAAGAGAGUCCCCGUGCCUACCAUGGGGCAGCCUAUUUGAAAGGUUACGUUUAUAUCAUUGGGGGGUUUGACAGUGUAGACUAUUUCAAUAGCGUUAAGCGUUUUGACCCAGUCAAGAAAACGUGGCACCAGGUGGCCCCGAUGCACUCCCGUCGUUGUUACGUCAGUGUGACAGUCCUCAGCAAUUUUAUUUAUGCCAUGGGAGGAUUUGACGGCUACGUGCGUCUCAACACUGCUGAGCGCUAUGAACCAGAGACCAACCAGUGGACGCUCAUCGCCCCCAUGCAUGAGCAGAGGAGUGACGCCAGUGCCACCACGCUCUAUGGGAAGGUAGGUGGCUUUGACGGAGCAAAUCGACUUAGGAGUGCGGAAGCCUACAGCCCAGUAGCUAACACUUGGCGCACGAUACCCACUAUGUUUAAUCCUCGUAGCAAUUUUGGCAUCGAGGUGGUAGACGACCUCUUGUUUGUGGUGGGCGGCUUUAACGGCUUUACCACCACCUUUAACGUGGAAUGCUAUGAUGAAAAGACAGACGAGUGGUAUGACGCCCAUGACAUGAGCAUCUACCGCAGCGCCCUGAGCUGCUGUGUGGUGCCGGGGCUGGCCAACGUCGGGGAAUAUGCGGCUAGACGGGACAACCUCACAGGAUUAGCACUGCGAGAUGAAGUAAAAUACUCCGCUUCGACAAGUACCCUACCUGUAUGA
Molecule: messenger RNA, 1677 nt
Organism: Puma concolor (puma)
Lineage: Eukaryota; Metazoa; Chordata; Mammalia; Carnivora; Felidae
Source: RefSeq, a predicted model, not a curated record